AUGCAUUUUGGUAUCUUCGAAGAGAUUACUGAGAUAGGAUACCACUUCCUGAUACACCCUCACUCGGAAGGUUUAGAAUAUGUUCUGGUAAAGUCCCAAGUUUGGGUUGAUGUGGGCACAGACGACUUGGUGCCCCACGAGUAUCAAUCAUGGUAUCGUCACUACCAUGAUAGGCAAAGAGAGGGUCCUGUCUCAGAAAGUGAUAUACCUUUGUUCAUUCUAGAAGCAUCGUUCGGGAAGGGGAUAGUAGAUCCUAAGGAUGGGUCGGUAAUGGAUGCCAAGAAUCCCAAGCUCGAGGGCGAUCCUGAGUCGCCAAUAUACUCAACCGGGGGUGCUAACUGGAGUGAAGAAGAAGGGGAGAUAGUCGAGCAUGAGGAGGAAUCGGAGGAGCAUCAGGAGUGGGAAGAACUAGAGGAGGAGCUUGAAGAGGAGUUCAUGGAAGGGGAGCUCAAGGGAGAGGAACCUGAAGAGGAGGACCCUGAAGAAGAUCCUAAAGAAGAGGAAUCGGAAGAAGAGGAUCCAGAGGAGGAUCCAGAGUAUGACCCGGAUGAGGACUAA
Molecule: messenger RNA, 558 nt
Organism: Eucalyptus grandis
Lineage: Eukaryota; Viridiplantae; Streptophyta; Magnoliopsida; Myrtales; Myrtaceae
Product: X-linked retinitis pigmentosa GTPase regulator-interacting protein 1-like
Exons: 1
Coding region: 1-558 (185 amino acids)
Source: RefSeq, a predicted model, not a curated record